Molecule: messenger RNA, 4004 nt
Organism: Candoia aspera
Lineage: Eukaryota; Metazoa; Chordata; Lepidosauria; Squamata; Candoiidae
Gene: FAM217B
Product: family with sequence similarity 217 member B
Exons: 2
Coding region: 1-1206 (401 amino acids)
Source: RefSeq, a predicted model, not a curated record
AUGCCUCAUCAGCAAUGCAUCACAAACAUUUGUACUUCCUCACGUAGAGUGACAAGGUUGAAAAGGGAUCCUCUGGCUAGAAAAUGUCAUGAGGCCGGGGAGAACAAAAUUCUUCCUGCAUUUAGAGAUAUCUCAUGGGGUCCUUCCAGCAGGACAGAAGAUGUGAUGAUUCAGGGUUUCUAUGGCAGACAAAAAGGCAAUUUGGAAAGAAACUCUGGAGGGGAUGUGGAGGGAGCAGGCCCCAGCAGUCUUUCCUGUGAAGACGCUGCUGCAGAUGCAAUGUUUCUGGACUUCGAGUCUUUGCAGAUGAUGAAAGACGACUCUGAGGAAGAUGAUGCCAGUGACCUUUCUGAUUCGGAAAGAAUUCCUAUCCCUCCUUCACCUUGCACACCGCCAGAGCUCAAUCUGCGAGCAGAGGAGAUCGACCCCGUUUGUUUUGAAGACCCCUUUGAGAUGCAACGUAAGCAACCCGACUACUAUUACCCAGACUUUCUCCCGUCGCCUUUUAACAGCUGGGACUUGAAAGGGCUGGCCGUGUUCAUCAACACCGAGUGCAAAUCCGAACCACGACCAGAACCGGCUGGAUUUCUUGAGAGGUAUGUUGAUCGUCUUUUGGAGCUGGAAUGGCUGCAGAUGCAAACUGUACAAGCUGAGAAAGGUAAGGUAACCAAAGCUCGGGCUCAGACUGCUCCUAGUGUCCUCCGGUCCUUGAAAAGUUCUGGCAAGAGCAAAUUGUUGCACAGCCCUUUAGCAAAUAAACAGUUGACUCUCCAGGGAAACUCCCCAAGACUCCCUAUGGCAGGUCUCAGAAGAGAUUUUCACGGGGAAAGGACCAGCCAGGCAACACCCCUUGAGAGUCAGUUGAAGGCCACUGGAGCAAUCCAUGGCUCAUCAGUCCACCAGAGGAGACCUUCUGAAGUGAGGAAUGAGACAAAAAAGCGACCCACCAUCAAGCAGCAUCUGGUCAGUGUGCAUUCUCUUGAGGUCCAGGGAUCUUCCGUGUUCCAUGGAGCUGGCAACAUGAGACCUUCCAAGCAAUCUUCUUCGUUCCAUGGGUCCACUGUCCCCCUUAAGGGGUUACCAGCCCAUAUAUGCCCAAAUCCCAAGAAUGGAAACACUAAUAAUUACAUUCCUUCCAAAAAAGCUUCAGCAGAUGCCAAGCUAAAAACAAAUGGCUUGAAACAAACACGGUGCAAAUUUAAAUAAUGCUGGGGUGGGGCUUGUUGCCUUGGUACAGCAACACCUGGCAGGCCUUUUCCUUGUGCAGCAAAAAUCUAGGAUGGUGGUUCUUGGACGUUGAGGUAGACUAUCACAGGGAGAUGCCAUCAUGUCCUUGACUUCUCAUCCUGUGUUGUGAUUGGUCCUGGAGACAAGAACUCUGAUUUGUCCCUGCCUCAUCAACACUAUUGGAAAUAGGUAUCCUGGCCUCUGUGAUGUUUGUGAUUGCGGGACACCAUGGUAUGAGAUGUUUGAUUUCCCAGGGUUCCUUCCAUAAGCAUGUAACAUCAAAACAUUCUCACAGCCUAUGUACUCAUGACCCUCCUUUUUAAAAAGUUGUGAUGUAUGGCCAGGCAUUUUUUUUCUCUUGUGGUAAAUUUUUGCAGCUGGUUUUUUAUAGGGAAAUAUCAAUGUUAUGGGACAAACUAAAGAUUGGGUGGUAAGAAAAUGUACAUAAAUAAGUGUAACUUUCUUCUAAUUCCCAUGAUUUCAGCAUAUAAGAACAUUUCUCUCCUUGUGCUCAGAUUUCCCUCUUUAAAGUUGUACAUUUGAUCUCUCUUUGUUUAGGACAGCAUUUAUAGAUUUUUCAGUUUGUAACAAGGAAUCCCAAAGUAGUUUACAAGGCAUCUGUAUCUGGAGAUGUUGUUGGCUGUUAUUAUUAUUGCAAUAUAAUAAUAAUAUAUUGGGGCUGGCCUGGGGUUGAGUACAUACCUUUGUCAUUUGAUAGAACUGCAAAGGAAGAUGUAGGGUAUGUUGAGUUGAUGGUGCUUUCAAAGACUUACAUAGGUCAGUUGGAAGGAAGGAUGCUGGAGAAUAUGGAGAAAUAAGAAAGAUUCAGAAGGAAGUAAUGGAAAGAAAGAAAACCACAUCUGGAGGAGUCAGAUGACCUUCUGCCUGGGAAUUCUAUGAUUUGCAGUCCUGACACACAUAGUAUGUAUCAUAUUAUGAACUCCUGUCCUAGAGACAUUUUCGCCCAUGGUUCAUAGUUGAUCAAAAAGUUAUUUUCUAAUUUAUCAGGAAGUUAAAAGAAAAUAUAGUUUGAUGAGUGGGAGGAUCAUUUCAAAUGUCCUCUUCCUUGACUUUGGAACAGUUGAGUAAGGUGAAUGAGAUCAAGCUCUUUGCUCCACUUAGCAGCUACAGAUCCUUCCUUACAUAUUGCUUAUUUUUUAUUUUAUAUUCCUUCCAAAGCCUUAGGAGUUUUUAAAACAGAACCAGCAAGCUUUGUCUAUGCAAAUUAAAAGACACUCAUAUUCAGUUUCUCCACCACCAUCAUUUUUACUGAUUACCUAGAAGAGCAAAAUAAAGGCAUUUCCAGACAUCAGUAUUCUCAGCAACUGUAACUUGAACAGUGAAUCUGCUGCUUCUGCACAGCUGCUGAACAAGGAUCAGCCCAGUUAAUAUGUGGCACACCAGCAACUUAGUCACCCCAAAAAUACAAUUAUGAAAAAAAACACACCUUGAUACUCUGGCCUUGUUCUCAUGACACAUUCAAUGGGAAGAAGUCAGUAUGCUGUGGAAUACCUUAAAAGGAUCAGUUAAUCCAGUCAACUAAUUUCCAUGGGCAGGGGGUCUGCAGCAAAGUGGGACCAGAUGUGGGAAGCCCCAUCCUUCACUGACAUCACUGUGUAAGUUCUUUUUUUAUGUGUCUUGGUGGGAAGGCUUGUGUGGUGACAUCCAUCUGUCCAUCCAUCCCAUGUUGUGCUUAGAUUCUCUUUAAUUUUUCUGGGAAUCAAGUUAACAUGAAUUGGCUUCACUGGCUACAGUACAGUUGCUCCUGCCUAGGGGUUAGGUUUAGCCCAAACAGACCGGGGUUUUCUUGGGUAAACACUGUGAGUGAAAUCCUUCUUCUCUUACCAAAAGAUUACCUCUUUCUUAUAAUGUCCACAGUCAAUAUGGUCCUAGACAGUCUCUCUAAAUCAGAGUUUCUCAACCAUGGCAAUGUCCAGGUAUGUGGACUUCAAUUCCCAGAAUUCUCAUCAAUGGCCAUGCUGGCUGAGAAAUUCUGGAAUUUGAAGUCCAGGCACCUAGAGAUUGCCAAGGUUAAUGGUGCUAGAAAUACUCUGUUUCUGGUGGUUUUGGUUUUCACCUCUCCUGGCAGAGAGUUGGGGUAGAGAAGAAUCAGAAGCAGGUGGAGGGUAUGUAAGCUGUGGACCUAUCCACUGAUUGCACCCUUCUCUCCAAAGAGGAAAGCAAUAAAGGCAGGAACCAGAAAGAGAAAUAAGUCUCCAGAUGCUUUGUGGCGGCUGAAAAGACUGACAAAAUGAUUGACAAGUGACUAAUGGAGUCCUCCAAGAUAUGUAUUGCCAACAUGCAAAAGUGUAUCAAAAGUGAGAAAGAAGAUAGUUGGAUUGCUUGUGCCAUGAGAAUAGGGUCACCAAGAAGAACAUCUCAGUGAUAUGAUGGUGAAUUUGGUUAGGUUUUUCUUUUUUUUGUAAUGAACCAUUUCACUUAAUUUUUUUUAUUUUGAGAAUUGUAGCCAGGAAGACUGGCCUGCUCCCUUCCAUAAUAUCUGGAAAUAAUAUACUAAAUAUUAUUAUAUACUGAAAAUUGGACGUUGUAAUGCUGAGCUAGCCAUCCAUCCUUAAUUGCCAAUGAUACGGAGCAGGGAAGAAGAGACUGUUAUAGUACCUCAAUAAUUUUUUACUAAAUGUUAUUGAAGGGGGAUUCAGCACACCACUGCUGCUGUUUUGGGUAGCAGCUCUACUUUUACCAUGAUGGCUAUGGUAGACAAUGAAUUCAUUCUUUCAUCUGUAUUUGUAGCCUAAGACUGGCAUGUGAAACACUUA